This is a messenger RNA of Rubroshorea leprosula, 1099 nucleotides long. Lineage: Eukaryota; Viridiplantae; Streptophyta; Magnoliopsida; Malvales; Dipterocarpaceae. The record is from the annotation of a GenBank genome assembly.
AAGUUCCUCGAUCCCCUGAGCCCCACUUCUUAAGAAACACAGAGAGAUCAGGCAUUAGGGUGUUUUUCGGAAUGAUUAGGGUGGUUUUUGGGGAAUGAUUUGGGUUUCUUUGCGGAAUGAUCGGGUUUCUUUCUAGGAAUGAUCUGAGUUUUUUUUCUAGGGAACAAUUAGGGUGGUUUUUGGGGAAUGAUUUGGGUUUCUUUCCACAAUGAUCAAGGUUUCUUUCUAGGAGAGAUCUGGGUUUUUUUCUGGGGAACGAUUGGGUUUUUUUUUCUGGGGAAUGAUUAGGGUGGUUUUUGGGGAAUGAUUUGAGUUUCUUUCUAGAAUGAUCAGGGGAGCGAUCUAGGAAGGACAUUCGAUGGAUGCGCUACUGGCAGUUUCGUUUCCUUUGAGCUUUUUGCUGGUACUGUAUACACUAAUAUUUUUGAAAAUUUUAUUUAUAGAACCUAGCUCUUUCUCUCUGUUUUAUAUGAUGAUAGACUGAUAGUGAAUGCAUUUUCUUUGAAUGGCAUGAUGGAGAAAUCGUUAGAAGAGCACCUGAUGUGAUUCGACAUUUGAAAGAGGAAAAUGAGUGGUUGAAGUCUCAACGGAAAAGGGUUCCAAGAGGACAAAGAGGUAACCUGAGUCACGUUGAAAAUUGCAUUGAGAAUCUAAGGGCUGACUUGAGGGGGAUGAAUGUUGAAGGAAGCAUUGAGAAGGUGAGAGCUGAUUUGAAGGAAAUAGAUUUUGAAAGGCCUAUUGAGAUGCUAAAGGAUGAAAUGUCCACGGAGUUAGUGUAGGAUGAAAGCAAUGGGUGAUGGUGUUUGUAUUGGAGUUGAGAAUUCAGUUAGGAGGUUGAUUAAGAAGUUGUUGCUGACUAUUGUAGUUGUUGUGGUUAUUAUAGCAUUUGUUUAUGGUCAGCUAUAAAAUGACCAAUUCCUAAACUGUUUUUGUUAAGCUGCUCUUUUGUUAAGUUAGAAGGUGGUAGUUAAUGUAGACAUUGGCAGCUAUGUAGGAUUUUGUAUGUAGACAUUGGCAGCCAUGUCUCUUGUACAAUCUGUAUCCAUAUUCUUCCUUAUCAAUGACAAAAACGCUUUUGCAGUAAAUGAGUCUUUACUUC